AUGUCGUACAGUGUGAGCCAUGGGGAUCCCAACCAGCUGGCCCAGCGCAUCACUUCCAACAUCCAGAAGAUCACUCAGUGCUCUGCUGAAAUACAAAGAAUCCUGCAUCAGCUGGGAACACCACAGGACACUCCUGAGUUGAGGCAACAGCUGCAGCAGAAGCAGCAGUACACCAACCAGCUUGCCAAAGAAACUGACAAAUAUGUCAAAGAGUUUGGAUCUCUGCCUGCAAUCAGUGAACAGCGCCAAAGGAAGAUCCAGAAGGACCGCCUGGUGGGGGAGUUCACCUCAGCACUGACCAACUUCCAAAGGCUCCAAAGACAAGCUGCUGAGAAAGAAAAAGACUUUGUGGCCAGAGUGAGAGCCAGCUCCAGGGUGUCUGGUGGUGCUCCUGAGGACAGCAGCAAAGCAGGAACACUUGUCUCCUGGGACAGUCAGGCCCAAGCACAAGUGCAAGAUGAAGAAAUCACAGAGGAUGACCUGAGGCUUAUCGAGGAGCGGGAGUCUUCCAUUAGGCAGCUGGAGGCAGAUAUCAUGGACAUCAAUGAAAUCUUCAAAGAUCUGGGAAUGAUGAUUCACGAGCAGGGUGAUGUCAUAGACAGCAUAGAAGCCAACGUGGAACACGCAGAAGUGCACGUACAGCAAGCAAACCAACAGCUCUCCAGAGCAGCAAACUACCAGCAAAAGUCCCGCAAGAAGAUGUGCAUCCUGCUGGCCAUCCUGGGCGUAGGAGUGCUGCUGCUGGCCCUGAUCAUCUGGUUAACUACACGUUAAGUGUCUGCAGGAAGUGGUGGAUUGGUCAUUCAGUGAUGAAAGGAAAUGCCCAGUUUGGUGAAUGUGGAGCUGAG
Molecule: messenger RNA, 848 nt
Organism: Indicator indicator
Lineage: Eukaryota; Metazoa; Chordata; Aves; Piciformes; Indicatoridae
Gene: STX7
Product: syntaxin 7
Exons: 9
Coding region: 1-774 (257 amino acids)
Biological process (GO): vesicle-mediated transport; vesicle fusion; intracellular protein transport
Cellular component (GO): synaptic vesicle; membrane; SNARE complex
Molecular function (GO): SNAP receptor activity; SNARE binding
Source: RefSeq, a predicted model, not a curated record